UGUCCCUAUCAGCUAAGCCUUUCAAUGGAUGGAUGUGUCAUCAAACCAUCUGGCCAAAUCAACUCAUUCAAGUGCCUUGCGUACCAUCAAAAUAGGUAGUGUCUUUAAUCAACAACCAAUUAUAAAUAUCAAUUGAGUUGCCGUAUCGACGAUUGUACUGAACCACCACACCUGUUCCCCGACCUUGUCCUUAUCAAUGACAUAGUCUCAGACUAAGUUCUGUAUAAAAUAAGUGUUGGCGCGCUAAAACUAAUCAGUUUACUAUUCACUAGCCGGGGAAUUAUGCCGAGUGUAAGCAUAUUUAACGCGCUGCUGUUGUGUUUCGUGGCGCUAGUAUCGCUAGGAUCAAGUAAAGCUGGAUUGGGAGAGAAACAGAAAGAUGUCAGUCCAAGAGACUUUCAAGCGACUCUGAAACUACGACCUUUGGUUGUCGAGUUUUUCGAUUUCUAUCAGAACUUGACGUUGACGGGUCUUACUUCCGUUGAGACCACAGAUGAACAGGAUAAUGAGUGUUUGGAGGACAUCCACAUUGUAUUACAGGGUUUGAGCUCGGACAGCCAAUGGGCUUUGCAAAUGAUAGACUCCUGGGGUUCGUUGCCAUCCGGCGUACUCGUUGGUAACCGCAGGGACUUAGGAAACUACGAAGAAUGCCUGAGCAUCGACCACAGUGUCAAUAGUAGUUAUAGUUUGCAAGGCAAAUACUGUUUUGCCAAAAUAAGCUCGAUCAGUGUAAAUACCGCUGUCUGCUUUCCCGCCUCCUGCACGGCUAACCAGGUGGACACGAUGAUACGUAGUCUAGUUGAGAAGCUGCUCAAUCUAGUGAUCGAUGAAGAUGAGGUAGUUGUCAAUGAAGCUACUUGUCAAACAGCUGAGCAAGAACCUCUCGAUGGUGUGACUAUUUUCACGAUAAUCCUCUUAUCGAUCCUGACCACCACCUGUGUUCUCUCAACUCUGUAUGACUACAACCUUUGUGAGGAUCAAAAACAACUUCCUGCUUUGGUGAAGGUUUUCUCGGUUCGUGCCAACUCUCGGGCCCUCUUCCACAUUGUGGAUAGCAAAUCUAAUCCCAAUGUAAUCAAUUGCCUCAACGGCAUGCGUUGCCUAUCGCUAAUGUGGGUCAUCUUGUUGCAUGAAUACUUAGUGGGCUUCCGUGUGCCAAACGUCAACAGGAAUCAAGCCUAUUCCUGGCUUGGAACACCUUUUAGUAAGAUUAUUACCAAUGGGGUCUAUGCCGUCGAUACUUUCCUAUUUGUUAGCGGCCUUUUGGUGGUGGCAAAUGGACUGCGUGCCAUAGAAAAGUCAAAGGGCAAGAUCAAUGUGCUCAUGAUGUAUCUGCAUCGAUACCUACGACUCACUCCCGUCGUGGCUGUGGCCAUUCUCAUCUACAUGAAAAUACUCCCCCUUCUGGGGGGUGGACCAAUCUUUUCGAGCGCCUUACCCGACGACUACAGUGUCUGCGAGAAGACUUGGUAUUGGACCUUGUUGUAUUUGCAAAAUUACGCCACUGAUACGUUGUGUCUCACCCAUACUUGGUAUCUGGCCGUGGACAUGCAGUUGUACCUUUUUGGACCUCUUUUUCUCAUUAUCCUCUACAAGUGGGGAAAUAAAGGGGCAGCAGGAAUCUUUGUACUCAUGCUCCUCUUGGCCUCUUGCCUUUUUAGCAAAAUGGUCAUAUACAAUUUGUCCAUGAAUAUCCCAGAGGCACAACGGAGUCUUUAUCACUAUACCAAUUCAAGAACGUCUCCAUACAUAGUUGGAGCCCUUUUUGGCUACUUUCUUCAUAUUAACCGUGGCAGGACCUUCAAGUUGAAUCGCAUCGCUGUCUUCUUCGGAUGGAUUCUCAGCUUGUCCCUGAUCUUCACUUGUCUAUUUGCCAAUUAUGAAUCUGCAACGAUGACCAUUAUCGAAGAGGCUUUCUAUUUAACUCUGAUUCGCAUUGCCUGGCCGCUUGGUCUAAGUUGGAUAGUUUUCGCAUGUUUGAAGGGCUAUGGUGGCAUGGCCACUGGGUUCCUCUCGUCUCCACUGUGGCAACCUUUGUCUAAGCUCUCCUACAGUGGUUACAUCUUCCACAUGUUCAUGAUGUCCCUUCAAGCUGGCGUCACUCGAACAAAUACCUUUUUCGGCAACUACCAAAUCAUGUGCCGAUUUUGGGCUGAUUUUGGCUUCACGAUGCUGAUGGCCUAUGUCGUAUAUGUUCUAGUUGAGGCUCCUUUCGGGGUUCUGGAAAGCCUUUUGCUGCCCACUCGAAGGCCUAUUUCAAAAGAUAACCCUAAUGCUGUUCUUCAGAGUAAGACAGGUGUGUCCCCUAUGGCUGCUGAGGCUGUUAAGUCGGGUACAAAUAAGCCUGAACAAACUGAUACAGAAAACCCAGCAUUGUCUCCAGAUACAGCUGAGAUUUCCAGUACAUAGGUUUCACUGUUCCCUACUCACAAUCAAAAUGCAAUGAUUGUAAAAUCCCAUUUAAACAUACAUAUGUACAUACUUUCACUCGUUGCAGAGGACGGACGUGUUUU
Molecule: messenger RNA, 2513 nt
Organism: Drosophila willistoni
Lineage: Eukaryota; Metazoa; Arthropoda; Insecta; Diptera; Drosophilidae
Product: nose resistant to fluoxetine protein 6
Exons: 9
Coding region: 283-2409 (708 amino acids)
Molecular function (GO): acyltransferase activity, transferring groups other than amino-acyl groups
Source: RefSeq, a predicted model, not a curated record